AUGUCGCCGACGGCCGAACUGCUUUUCCACACCGUCGUCCCCACGCCGUCUUCUCCACACCGUCGUCUCCAGACUCUCCACGCUGUCUUCUCCAUGCCGUCGUCUCCUCCGCGUCGUCGUCUCCACUCUCCAUCGCUCAAUAUUGUGGGAAGAAUAGGAAGUAGAACUGAUAUAGGAUGGCAGCAUGGAGUCGAUGUGGAGAACAACUCAAAAAAGCAUCACUUGGCCGGCACUCAUAGAGAUGUGGAGCCUUGUUUAACUGUUCCUGAUGAUGUGAAGAACAAAAUGCAGUCAAUUGUGGAUAAACUUGCUAAAGUUGCUGACAAAAGAAAGAGAAAAAGUUAUGGGAUUGAUGAUUCGGAUGAUGAAGAUCCUUUACCAAAGGCAACAGACAAGGGGAAAAUGAAAAUGGAUACAUUUUCUAGAAGUAAAAAAGGCAGUAAUUUUGGUAGCACUCAAGCUACCAUUAACCAAAUGAUGAAGAAGGAAUUGCGAGAUGAAGCUUGUCAAGAGAUUGCUCGGUUCAUAUAUGGAUGUGCUAUUCCUUUUAAUUGUGUCAAGCAUCCUUCAUUUCAAAAAAUGUUUGAGCUUGUUGGGAGAUAUGGAUGUGGAUUCAAGGCUCCCACGUAUCAUGAAGUGAGAGAGACGUUGUUGAAGAAGGAAGUGAAUCAAACUAAGGAGUUGCUUGAGGUGUACAAAGCUGAAUGGAAAAAAAUAGGAUGUUCAGUCAUGUCUGAUGGAUGGACAGAUAAAAAAAGGCGUUCAAUAUGCAAUUUCUUGGUAAAUAGUCCAAGGGGAACUGUGUUUUUGAAAUCUAUUGAUACAUCCAAUGUCUCAAAAACAACAAAAAAGGUUUUUGAGAUGUUAGAUGAGAUCAUAGAUGAAGUUGGUGGAGAAAAUGUGGUUCAAGUAAUCACUGAUAAUGCUGCAAACUACAAAGCUGCUGGUGAGAUGUUGAUGGAAAAAAGGAAAAAUCUCUAUUGGACUCCUUGUGUAGCUCAUUGCAUUGACUUGAUUCUUGAAGAUUUUGAGAAGAAAUUGGAAGUUCACAAAGAAACUAUUACCAAAGCAAGGAGGGUUGCUACUUACAUUUAUUCAAGGACUUUACUCAUUUCCAUGUUGAGACAUUUUACAAAGAGUAGAGAUUUGAUUCGACCAGCCACUACACGAUUUGCAACUGCUUACUUAACUUUGAGUUGUUUCAAAGAAUUGAAGGUCUUUCUAAUGACAAUGUUCUCAUCCCAAUCAUGGAAGACAAGUAGAUUUGCUAAAACAAAUGAAGGAAAGUGUGUUGAGCAAACUAUCUCGGAUAGUAAGUUUUGGCAUAAUGUGGUUGUAUGUCUAAAGGCUGCUAUUCCUUUAAUUAAAGUGCUUCGAUUGGUUGACUCAGAAGAGAAACCAGCUAUGGGUUUCAUUUACAAUGCAAUGGAUAGUGCCAAAGAACAAAUACAAGCCAAUUUUAAUAAUGUGAAGAGAAAGUUUCAGUCAAUAUUGAAUAUCAUAGAUGAAAGAUGGGAACUUCAGCUACAUAGGUCAUUACAUGCUGCUGCUUAUUUUCUUAAUCCACAAUACCAAUAUAGCCCAGAUUUUAAAGUAAGUAUGGAGUUGAAACUUAAUCUCUAUCAGUGCUUGGAUAGGUUGGUUACUUCUCAAUGUGAUAGAGAUAAGAUAGAUAUUCAAAUUGAGGACUUCAAAAGUACAAAAGGGUUAUUUGGUAUUAAUGCUGCGAUAGUAGCAAGGGACAAAAAAACACCUGCAGCAUGGUGGGAUUCUUAUGGUGAUGGGUGCCCUGAAUUACAGAAGUUUGCCAUUCGAGUUCUUAGUUUGACUUGUAGCUCAUCUGGAUGUGAACGUAAUUGGAGUGCAUUUGAGAUGGUUCAUACAAAGAAAAGAAACCGAUUGCAGCAAAAGAAGAUGAAUGACUUGGUUUUUGUUAUGUCCAAUAUGAAGAUGAUCAACAGGAAGUCAAAGAAAGAAGAGUUAUUUACCAUUGAUGACCUCUCAUCAGAUGAUGAAUGGAUAACUGAGGAAAAUGAUCACAUAGAUAGAGAUGAUUUGGAUCAAAUCAAUGAAGUUGAUGGUCAUGAUGUAGAGCCAAUCCAUCUAGUUGAUGAAGAAGGGAGUGGAAAUGUUGCAGGUGCUAACGAUAUUUCUAGUAUUGUUCAUCAUGCUAAUGAUGGUAGUGAUGGUGACAAUGAUAGCGACGAAAGUGAUGAUUUGCACUUGUCUAUGGAUGAUUUAUAUUAA
Zingiber officinale is the source of this 2247-nucleotide messenger RNA. RefSeq lists its product as uncharacterized. Gene Ontology annotation, molecular function: protein dimerization activity. Bases 1 to 2247 code for a protein of 748 amino acids. Lineage: Eukaryota; Viridiplantae; Streptophyta; Magnoliopsida; Zingiberales; Zingiberaceae. The record is from RefSeq and is a predicted model, not a curated record. The transcript has 5 exons.